Molecule: messenger RNA, 5143 nt
Organism: Lolium perenne
Lineage: Eukaryota; Viridiplantae; Streptophyta; Magnoliopsida; Poales; Poaceae
Product: putative ABC transporter C family member 15
Biological process (GO): transmembrane transport
Cellular component (GO): membrane
Molecular function (GO): ATP hydrolysis activity; ATP binding; ABC-type transporter activity
Source: RefSeq, a predicted model, not a curated record
AGAGCUUUCCAAUGGGCGGCGCUGCCCUGGACCCUCUGCUACUGCCACAGCGUGCUAUAUUACACGACAAAACUGUAGCCAUCAGGGUCUCGGGUCUCUCCACCUCCGAUAUAUCACCAUCGCCACCUCUUCAACCUUUCCCUCCCUCUCGCCUCUGUCCCGCACUCGCGUUGGCCUCACUGCGCCAUGGAAGGAGGGUGGAGCCUGCACUCGCCUGCUCUCGCGAGGAUCCACGACAGGCUGCAGGGCAUGUUCCUCCUCCACACAGCGGGCUUCCUCGACGAUUCGUCAGAUUCCGUAUUAUCACAAUACCUACGAAAAUGGCCAGAAGUAUAUUCACCUUGCUUCUGGACGAGCACUUUUGCAUUGAUACAACUGGUAUUUGUCAUGAUUAUCGUGGGUCAGUUUCUGUUCAAGCGAAUCAGACGGUGCAGGCAGAGAUUGAAGACCGCAAGUCCUGAAAGCAACAAGCAUUAUAAUCAGGAACAAAAGAAUGGAGAUAUAAAGCUGGGUGUCUCAUAUCAAGCAAGCAAAGUUUGUUGUCUGCUUAUAUUAGCCAGUCAUGUCAUGAAGAUACCGUUUGUGCAGUUACAAGGAAGAAUAAGUGGUUGCAAGUACCCACCUUUUGUUCUGGGUGAAGGUUUACAGGUGCUAUCCUGGAUAAUAUUGUCACUAUCAGUAUUCAGUCUACAAAAGACAAAAUCUGCAACGCAUCCACUCACAAUUCGGGCAUGGUGGAUAUUUAACUUUCUGCAAUCAAUAAUCAGUGUGAUAUUUGAUCUCAGGUUCAGUUUAUCAGAUCAUGAAUAUAUUGGCUAUGCAGAAUUGAUCGACCUAUUCACACUACUUGUUAGCACGUAUCUGUUUGCGAUAUCCGCCAGAGGAAAAACAGGAAUCACCUUAAUAAACAGCAGCACAACAGAGCCACUAUUGAGUCCAUCUGUAGGAGAGCAGGCAGAAAGUAAAAGGACAUCCCUUUAUAGUAGAGCAACUAUUCUGGACCUUGUCACAUUCUCCUGGAUGAGCCCUAUCUUUGCUAUUGGAUACAAGAAACCUCUAGAUAACAAUGAUGUACCAGAUAUUGAUGGAAGGGACUAUGCCGAUUUACUCUCUGAUUCAUUUAAUAGGAUUGUAGAAGAUGUUGAAUGCAGACACGGUAUAAGUACUUUAUCAAUCUAUAGAGCAAUGUUCCUAUUUCUUAGAAGGAAGGCAACAAUCAAUGCAACAUUUGCAAUUUUAUACGCAUGUGCAUCCUAUGUCGGACCAUCGUUAAUUAAUGAUCUUGUGAAAUUCCUUGGGGGUAAGAUGGAGUAUGGACUAGAAAAAGGUUAUUUUCUUGCUGUUGCAUUUUUGAGUGCUAAAGUUGUGGAGACAGUAUCUCAGAGGCAGUGGAUUUUUGGAGCUCGACAUCUCGGGAUGCGGCUACGAGCUGCUUUGAUAUCCCGCAUCUAUCAAAAGGGACUCCGAUUAUCCUGCAGUGCAAGGCAGAAGCAUACCAGUGGAGAGAUCAUAAACUACAUGAGUGUAGAUAUACAAAGGAUAACUGAUGUUAUAUGGUACGCCAACUACAUCUGGAUGUUGCCAAUACAGCUUUCUCUAGCAGUCUAUGUUCUCCAUCAAAACAUAGGGAAUGGAGCAUGGGCUGGUUUAGCAGCAACACUGGCAAUAAUGGCUUGCAAUAUUCCUCUAACCAGACUGCAGAAAAGGUUGCAAUCAAAGAUCAUGACUGCCAAAGACAAUAGAAUGAAGGCAACAACAGAAGUACUUAGAAGCAUGAAAAUACUGAAACUUCAAGCAUGGGAUACAGGGUACCUUCAAAAGCUAGAAGCAUUACGAAGGGAAGAGCACAAUUGGUUGUGGAAAUCUGUGAGGUUGACGGCUUUAACAACAUUCAUAUUUUGGGGGUCCCCUGCAUUUAUAUCCUCCAUAACAUUUGGUACAUGUAUAUUGAUGGGGAUUCCACUAACAGCUGGCACUGUUUUGUCCGCACUUGCAACAUUCCGGAUGCUACAAGAACCAAUCUUCAACCUUCCCGAUUUACUAUCGGUGUUUGCUCAGGGAAAAGUUUCAGCUGAUCGAGUAGCUCAAUACCUCCAGGAAGACGAACUGAAAUGUGACACAAUUACAGAAGUGCCAAGGAAUGAAACAGACUACGAUGUCGAGAUUGAUAAUGGAGCAUUCAACUGGGAAUUUGAGACCACAUCUCCAACUAUAACAGAUGUGAAUUUAAAAGUAAGGAGAGGGAUGAAAGUAGCAAUCUGUGGAAUGGUCGGAUCUGGGAAAUCCAGUCUAUUAUCAUGCAUACUUGGGGAGAUGCCUAAGCUAGCUGGGGCCGUGAGGGUCAGUGGGAGAAAAGCAUAUGUUCCUCAGACAGCCUGGAUCUUGUCUGGGAAUAUCAGAGAUAACAUUCUGUUUGGAAACCCAUUUGACAAGGAAAAGUAUCAAAAGGUAAUAAAUGCUUGCGCGUUGACUAAAGAUCUUGAGCUAUUUGCAAAUGGUGAUCUGACAGAGAUUGGAGAAAGAGGAAUUAACAUGAGUGGUGGACAGAAGCAGCGGAUUCAGAUUGCAAGGUCAGUGUACGAGGAUGCAGAUGUCUACCUCUUUGAUGAUCCUUUCAGCGCAUUAGAUGCUCACACUGGAGGCCAACUUUUCAAGGAUUGCCUAAUGGGGAUGCUUAAAGACAAAACAAUAUUGUAUGUGACCCACCAAGUCGAAUUUCUUCCAGCCGCUGACCUUAUACUAGUGAUGCAGGAUGGGAAGAUUUUGCAGAAGGGAACAUUUGAUGAUCUCCUUCAUCAGAACAUAGGUUUUGAAGCAAUAGUAGGAGCCCAUAGCCAGGCAAUUGAGUCUGUCAUAAGUGCCGAGAGUUCAAGCAGAAUUCUGUCAACAGAUAGCAAGAACUUAGCAGAUAGUGAUGAUGAGUUUGUGAAAGAAAAUGACACUGAUGAUCAACUUCAAGGCAUAAUUAAGCAAGAGUCUGCACAAGAUGUCUUGCAAGGUAUCAAUGAAAAGGGAAGGCUAACACAAGACGAAGAACGGGAAAUGGGAGGAAUUGGCAAGAAGGUCUACUGGGCAUACCUGACAGCUGUUCAUGGUGGUGCAUUAGCACCGGUAAUAGUUGCUGCACAGUCAUUCUUCCAAAUACUCCAGGUAGCAAGCAACUAUUGGAUGGCAUGGGCUUGUCCUCCAACAUCAGCAACCCCCCCGAGGGUUGGAUUAGACCUUCUUUUCUUCGUAUACAUAACCCUAUCUAUUGGAAGUGCAUUAUGUGUUCUUGGUCGGUCUACACUUGUGUCACUUGUUGGUCUACUAACAGCAGAGAAGUUCUUUAAGAAUAUGCUCCACUGCAUCCUCCGUGCUCCCAUGUCCUUCUUUGAUUCCACACCUACUGGCAGGAUCCUAAACAGGGUCUCAAAUGACCAAACUAUUUUAGAUCUGCAAAUGGCAAACAAGCUUGGUUGGUGCGCAUUUUCAGUUAUACAACUUCUGGGGACCAUUGGCGUUAUGUCCCAGGUCGCAUGGCCAGUUUUUGCCAUCUUUAUUCCAGUGACAGCAAUCUGUUAUAUGUUUCAACGGUACUACAUACCAACAGGAAGAGAGCUGGCUCGUUUGUCAGAAAUUCAAAGGGCUCCAAUACUCCACCAUUUCGCGGAAUCACUUACUGGUGCAGCAAGUAUUAGAGCAUAUGGGCAAAAGGACCGUUUCAGCAAAGCAAACAUCUGUCUUGUUAACAAACACUCACAACCAUGGUUCCAUAGCACCUCAGCAAUAGAGUGGCUUUGCUUCAGGCUAAACAUGCUAUCUAACUUUGUCUUUGCCUUUUCUUUGACUCUCCUAGUGAGUCUUCCCGAAGGUUUUAUAAAUCCAAGCAUUGCUGGACUUGCAGUGACUUAUGCCCUCAACCUCAAUGGACAGUUGUCAAAUAUAACCUGGAACAUUUGCGACGCAGAGAAUAAAAUGAUUUCGGUUGAAAGAAUAAUGCAGUACUCAAGGAUCCCUAGUGAAGCUCCUCUAAUAGUUGAUGAUAACCGCCCCCCAAACAGCUGGCCAAAGGAUGGUACUAUAAAUAUAAGGAACUUAGAGGUUCGAUAUGCAGAGCAUCUCCCAUCUGUUUUAAGAAAUAUAUCAUGUACAAUUCCAGGACGGAAAAAAGUGGGAAUUGUUGGACGUACUGGCAGUGGAAAGUCAACUUUGAUUCAAGCUCUUUUCCGGAUUGUCGAACCAAGAGUAGGAACAAUCGAAAUUGACAAUGUCGAUCUCAGCAAAAUUGGGUUGCAUGAUUUACGAGGCAGACUUGGCAUCAUUCCACAAGAUCCAACCAUGUUUGAGGGCACAGUGAGAGGAAAUCUUGAUCCACUGAAUGAAUAUUCUGAUCAACAUAUCUGGGAGGCAUUGGAUAAAUGCCAACUUGGUGAUAUAGUUCGUCAAAGCCCCAAGAAGCUGGACUCAACAGUUGUCGAGAAUGGGGAAAACUGGAGCGUCGGACAGAGGCAGUUGUUUUGCCUGGGAAGGGUUCUACUGAAACGAAGCCAUGUCCUUGUCCUCGACGAGGCAACUGCUUCAGUUGACUCAUCUACCGAUGCAAUCAUCCAGCAAACACUCCGCGAGGAGUUUGGGAACUGCACGGUGCUGACAGUAGCACACAGAAUUCACACGGUUAUCGACAGUGAUCUCAUUCUUGUCUUCAGCGAAGGAAGAAUUAUAGAAUAUGACACGCCGUCGAGAUUACUUGAGGACGAGAAGUCUGAAUUCUCCAGGCUCAUAAAGGAGUAUUCACGGGGAUCCAAGGGCUUUUAACAGCACCACAGACAAAUCGAUCCGUGGCCGAAGCCAACAUGAAGCCAGCUAGGUGCACUGCAGAACCCAGUAGAAAUACGACACGCACCAUGAUCUCUCCACAUGCCAAGUAAGUACUGGCAGCAAAACCAUCCAUAUAGAGACGACGGGAUUAACAAUGGAGGAGACUAGCUAUAUUCAGGAGAUUCAGAAAAACUAUUAAGCUAUGUAAUCUACUAGCACUGUGCAAGCUGCUCUGUGAUGUGAGCAAUAUCAAGACGUGCAAUGUAGCUAUCCCGUGUAAGCUCUUAAAUUUCCUCGGAACAUGAGGGCAUAAGAGAGGAGGCUUUGCGCGAUUUGAUUUUCA